Molecule: messenger RNA, 1197 nt
Organism: Colletotrichum siamense
Lineage: Eukaryota; Fungi; Ascomycota; Sordariomycetes; Glomerellales; Glomerellaceae
Exons: 2
Coding region: 1-1197 (398 amino acids)
Source: RefSeq, a predicted model, not a curated record
AUGAACUUUCCCGCUCCUCCAUCAACCACUGGCGAUCUCCCCCUCAACCCGAUCUCCAACGCGUCUAGUCCAGCUGCCCAACAUUUCAGUCAGCAGCAGUACCAAACCCAGCAGCAACAGCAACAUCAGCAGCCGCAGCUCCAAUUCGCUAUAUCGCGCCAGCAACAGCAACAGCAGCCCCAACCACAGUACCACCCGGCGCCGCCAAAUCCAUCUUACGCCGCACCGAGCCCCCUCACACCCGCCCAGCAAGCCCUCGCCCACGCACAAUACCAGCAGCUCGUCCUCAUGAACGGAAUGAACGGCGGCAACAUGCCUGCUGGCAUGGGCGGCGUGCCCACCCCGGCAGGUCAGCAGGCCGAGCUGAACUACAUCUACGGCAUGGUCGAGGAGCUGAGUCGGCAGCUCGCGGAGAACCGUCGCGUGACUGAGGAUAUUGUCUCUGGUCUCGGCAGGGUACGCAGCCGCGCAAGGACUCAAGGCGUAAACAACGAUGAUCUGAUUCACAAUGCCGCCGACGACAUCAACGCUCAAGAACAGAACCUCGAUACGCUGAUAUCUAUCCUGUCCGAAUCACUCGAAAAGGCCAAGUACAGCCGAGACGCCAAUGCCACCCUCCUCGCACAAUACGCCACUGUACUCGCCGCGAUGCUCAAGCAAUUCCACGAAUACAAGGCGAAGCACGUCACCGACGUUGCCGCGUGGCACCGAUCCUACCGCUCCCAGCUCGCCGAAGCACGCGCUGAAAACAGCAGGUUGCGGGAGCAGAUCUGGGAGAUGCAAGAGCGCGCCGGCAAGGCCAACGAGCUGCUGCGCACGUUCCGCCGCAAGUACGAUGAGGACGAGACUAGGUGGGACCGGCGCGUUGAGGAUGUUGCCGCGCGCCAGGAGCUGCGAUUUUGGAAACGGAUGGCCAUGCCUGAGGUCGGCGAUGAGGAUCCUUGCUGGAGUGACGACGACGAUCUCAUUGACCCCGCCGAGAAGGAGCGUCUAAAGGAGUUGGAGCAGAAGGCUGCCCAAGACCAGCUCGCCGGAAGCCAGCAGAUGGGUGACGAGUACUCACGACCCCAGUCCCCCGAGUCAAGCAUGAUGGGCGGUGUACCGAUGCAGAGAGAUCUGGGGAUUCCCAUGGGCAUGCCAGUGCCCCCGCCGCGGCCCUCGAGUGCGACUUCAAGCACAGGCUCUUCUGGUCAAUGA